Molecule: messenger RNA, 5911 nt
Organism: Sesamum indicum (sesame)
Lineage: Eukaryota; Viridiplantae; Streptophyta; Magnoliopsida; Lamiales; Pedaliaceae
Source: RefSeq, a predicted model, not a curated record
CCCAACAAAAACCCAAAAAAGAGAAAAAGCGCGGGAGAUUUGCUCACCUGCUCCUCACUCACCGAUUGCACUCCGGAAAUGCCCAGCGGCGGCGUUAGAGAGCUCACCGUUCUUUCCGAGUUCAAGCCCUUCGGUUUAACCGCAGAAGCUGCUGAUGGCGGUAAUUCUUCCUCCGACGAUUACCAUUACUUCCUCUUCGAUCCCCAGGUCGCCAAACAGCGGGAUGAGGCGGACGAGCUUGAUGAUGCUUCGCCCUUAUCUAGUGAGAGGAGUGAUCAUGAGCUUUUUAUCAGAGGAAAUAGAAUCAUAUGGAGUACAGGCCUUAGAGUUUACAAGAGGUUUAGUCUACCCUCGAAGGUCAUCAAGGUAUGCUGGUGCAGGAUGGGUGAUAUGUCUGAAGCCUUGCUUUGUGUUCUUCAAGUUGAUAGGUUAACUAUCUAUGGAAUAGCAGGUGAAAUGGUUUCUGUCCCGCUUCCGCAUGCCAUUGCAUCAAUAUGGCCUCUUCCAUUUGGUUUACUUCUCCAGCGGGCACCUGAAGGGAGCUUACUAACAAAUAUUUCGUUAUCAUCUUCAAAUCCACUUUUGAGUGCUCGUGAUGUCUUCCGUCCAAAAAGGGAUAUUGGAUAUAGUCCUCAAAAUAAUUAUACUCCGACUCAUAUAUUUGAUUUUACCACAAGGAAUGAUGGGACAUCAAUGCCUUCCCAUCUGAUAUUGAAGGAUCCCUUGGAGGAUCCUCAGAUAACUUAUAUUGAGGAAAGAGGGAAGUUGAAUCUGAUGCGGGAAUUUGAUGAAAGAACAAUUUGGACUAGUGAUUUGGUUCCUCUGAUGGCAUCAUAUAACAAAGGAAAGAUGCAGCACUCCCUUUGGGUGGUAGAAGUCAAUAACUCCAAUCUUGAAGCAGUGAAGUCUAAAUCAUCUGAUUUAAUUACUCCGGCCAUGUCAACAAAGCAUUCUUUCCGAAGGAUAUGGCAGUGGAAGGGUUCACAGACUGCUGCCAGUAAGGUUUUUCUUGCCACCGAUGGUGAUGUUAGACCAAUAAUUUGUUUUCUUCUCCAAGAACAAAAGAAGUUGUUGUCCUUACGAAUUCAGAGCCUGGAGAUAAAUAACGAGAUAGUUUAUGAUAUCAAGCCUGACAUGAGCUGGAGCAUAUCAGCAAUUGCUGCCGCUGCUGUUACCGUUACUCGGCCCAAAGCCAGAGUGGGACAACUUCCCCUUAGGGAUGUCAUUGCUUUGACUCCAGAAAACACACUUCUUCUCCAUUCAGGGAACCUAUGCUUGUGCAAAUACAUUUUGCCUUUCCCUUUGGGUAAGGAACAGUUUUUGAGUGGAAUCAAAGUUUCGGGGACCAACAACAGCAUACAUGAUCUGAAAAUUGUAGAUUUAGCUGAUGCUGUAGAAGGACGUGUGAACAUAGUUCUGAACAAUGGACAGAAUUACAGAUGUACAUUGCGACGGAGUCCUUCAUCAUCUCUAACUAAUGAAUGUAUCACAGCAAUGUCAGAAGGGCUUAGCUCUAGUUUGUACAGUCACUUCCUUGGCCUUCUAUGGGGUGAUGAUGAGUCAACUUAUUUAGCUAAUGCAAAUUCUAGUGCUGAUACAGAAUGGGAGUCCUUCUGUAAUGUGAUAACAAAAAUGUGUCGGAAGCCUAGUACUACCUCCCCAUUAUUGUCAGAUACAGUUUCUCAUUCAUCUUGGGAGUACCUGAUCCAGAGCAAAUACAACCAGCAGUAUCUCAGAAGCAAUUUUGUUGCUGGUGCUUUUCCUGGAUUAUCAUCCGACUUUCAGGGAUUUGAUUCAUCUGGUACUAUCAUAGCUGACACCCCGAAUACGGAGGAAACCUUCUACGUGAAUUUCCUGACUGAAACACUGGACUCCUUGCAUGCAGUGUAUGAAACCCUUAAACUUGACAAUCUCCGUAGAAGGGACUUGGGUCUUCUGGUAGUUCUUUUAUGUGAUAUUGCUGAUUUCUUGCAUGAAGUGAGCUACUUGGAUCACUACAAACGUGAUUUUCCUGGACUUGUGAAAGAACUUGGGAUGUCUCAAAACUUGUUUAUACCAAGAACUCCCCCAAGUUUGUUGAGAUGGCUUGAAAACUGCUUGCAGCAUGGAUAUGGUUUUGCCAGUACCUGUGACCUUCCACCACUGAUCUGUAAAGAUGGAACUUCUAUUGUGAACUGGGCGCGGAAGAUAGUUUCUUUUUAUAGUCUCUUAUCUGGUGCAGAUCAAUCAGGAAAUAAACUGUCAUCUGGUGUUACCUGUAAUAUUGUGCCCGGACUAUAUCGUACUCGGGAGGAGCUUACAGUUUUGGGAAUGGUUGGUGAAAAAUUUGGCUUGCAGCAUUUGGACUUGCUGCCAGCUGGUGUCUCUCUUCCACUGAGGCAUGCUAUAGACAAGUGCCGCGAGUCUCCUCCGACCAAUUGGCCUGCUGCUGCAUAUGUGUUGCUUGGUCGUGAAGAUUUAGCAUUGCUACAUCUGAGAAAUCCCACAAAAUCUGUUGAACUUGACAUCAAGAAGACAAAUUUGAUUUCAGUGUCUACGCCUUACAUGUUACCCCUGCAUCCAGUUACCAUACCUUCCUCGGUUGCGGAUACACUUGAAAUGGACAGUACCAAGCUAGAGGACAUAGAUACUUUUGAGGGAUCUGUGGCAGAUGGAAUGGAGCAUAUUUUUAACUCUAGCACACAGUUACGCUAUGGUCGUGAUCUGCGGCUCAAUGAGGUCAGACGACUUUUGUGCUCUGCAAGACCUGUAGCUAUUCAAACACCUGUUAACCCUACAGCAUCUGAUCAGGACUUCCAACAGACUCAGCUCUGGCAUCUUGCUCAAAGAACUACUGCUCUUCCUUUUGGUCGUGGGGCAUUUACACUGGGUACAAUAUGUACUCUUUUGACAGAGGCACUUACUGUUCCAAAGCUUGUUUUAGCUGGGAGGUUGCCUGCUCAACAAAAUGCAACGGUUAAUUUGGAUCCAAACAUUAGAAAUAUUCAAGAGCUUAAGUCUUGGCCAGAGUUUCACAAUGCUGUUGCUGCUGGCUUGAGGCUGUCUCCUCUCCAGGGAAAAAUGUCUAGAACAUGGAUACUCUAUAACAAACCAGAUGAGCCUAAUGUUACUCAUGCUGGCCUUCUUCUUGCUUUGGGUUUGCAUGGACAUCUCCGGGUCCUAACUAUUACAGAUAUAUUCCAGUAUUAUUCACAGGAACAUGAAAGUACUACUGUGGGACUAAUGAUUGGCCUUGCAGCUUCAUAUAGGGGAACCAUGCAACCAUCAAUUUCAAAGUCUCUAUAUGUGCACUUGCCUGCCCGCCAUCCAUCUUCAUUUCCAGAACUGGAACUGCCAACCCUUAUACAGUCAGCAGCUCUUAUUUCUGUUGGGCUUCUCUACGAGGGAUCGGCACACCCACAAACAAUGCAAAUUCUUCUGGGUGAAAUAGGUCGCAGAAGUGGAGGAGAUAAUGUUCUUGAAAGGGAGGGCUACGCAGUUUCAGCUGGAUUUUCACUAGGACUUGUUGCAUUAGGUUGUGGUGAAGAGGCUAUUGGCUCUACAGAUACCUUGGUGGGUCGGUUGUUCCAAUACAUUGGUGGCAAAGAACUUCAUAAUGAUCGAGUCCCUCUCUUUUCAUCAUCAGCUGAUGAGCACAAUCGAAAUGCUGGACAGAUUAUCGAUGGGAAUCUAUUCAAUAUUGAUGUUACUGCACCAGGAGCUAUAAUUGCUCUUGCUUUGAUGUACUUGAAGACAGAAUCACAGUUGAUAGUGUCUAGGCUGUCAAUUCCGCAAACUAAGUUCGAGUUGCAGUACGUAAGGCCUGAUUUUAUAUUGCUCCGUGUCAUUGCUCGGAAUUUGAUAAUGUGGAGCAGAAUUCAUCCAUCAGAAGACUGGAUUGAGGCGCAGAUUCCUGAAGUUGUCAAAAACGGGGUAAAGGGCCUUGGAAGUGACAUGGAUGAUCAAUAUGAGAUGGACGCUGAAGCAUUUGUUCAGGCAUAUGUCAAUAUAGUGGUUGGGGCAUGCAUUUCUCUUGGGUUGCGAUUUGCUGGUACAAGAGAUGGAAAUGCACAAGAGUUGCUUUACAAAUACGCUGUCUACUUCCUAAAUGAGAUAAAGCCUAUUUGUGUUUCCAAUGGAAUUGGUUUGCCUAAAGGAUUAUCUGUCUAUGUUGACCGUGGGACAUUGGAGACAUGCCUUCAUCUAAUUAGCAAUCCUAUGAAACAGGUAAUGGCUGGAUCUGGUCAUCUACAAACAUUCAGAUUUCUGAAAUUUCUUCGCAAUCGCAACUCUGCUGAUGGACAUGCUUAUUUUGGUACUCAGAUGGCGGUGAGCUUAGCAAUUGGUUUCUUGUUCCUUGGGGGUGGAAUGUGGACUUUUUCAACUAGCAACGGUUCUGUUGCUGCUUUGCUGAUAACUCUUUACCCACGUUUGCCUACUGGACCAAAUGACAAUCGAUGCCACCUCCAGGCGUUCAGGCAUUUGUAUGUUCUUGCGACCGAAGCCCGAUGGAUUCAAACAGUUGAUGUGGACACUGGUUUACCCGUUUAUGUCCCUCUUGAAGUUACCAUUAAGGAAACUGAACUUUAUGCUGAAACGAGUUUCUGUGAGGUCACUCCUUGCAGUCUCCCAGAACGUGCAAUUUUGAAGGCUGUUCGUGUCUGUGGUCCUCGAUACUGGCCUCAGGUUAUUGAGCUUUGUCCUAAAGAAAAACCUUGGUGGAAUUCCGGAGACAAGCAUCACCCAUUUAAUUCAGGUGUUCUAUAUGUCAAAAGAAAAGUUGGGGCUUGUUCUUAUGUGGAUGAUCCCAUAGGAAGUCAAUCUUUGCUUUCAAGAGCAAUGCACAAGAUGAGUGGCUUGACACAACCAAAUUCUGGCCCUGCAAGUUCUGAGUGCACAGGUGCAGUCACAGUAGACCAGUUGGUUAGUACUUUCUCGUCAGAUCCAAGCUUAAUUGCUUUUGCCCAGCUCUUUUGUGACUCAUCCUGGAGUAGCAGAUCCGAGCUCGACUUUCAGGAAUUCUGCCUUCAAGUGUUAUUUGAGUGUGUUAGCAAGGACAGGCCAGCAAUGUUGCAGGUCUAUUUGUCAUUGUACACCACAAUUGGAUGCAUGGUGGAUUCGUUGAUUAGUGGCACUUGCCUUGCCAGUGAUUCGCUCUCCGUUUCUAGUUUGAAGAUUGCUCUGGCAUAUAAUGAAGCUCUCUCCAAUGGAAGAUUAACUACUUCAAGAGGGGAAAUUGUGCAAUCAGUUUUUCUGGGUUCACUCAAGAAGCGAGUUGAAGACCUUUUGAACUCUUUGAACUUGACUGCCGAUUUCCAUGCUUAUACUAUGUUGGGUAAAUGGCCAACUGAUGGUUCCAAUGGAAAGAAAUCCCAGACAAUUCUUUCCUGGUACCUCCAGUGGCAUAGCGUGCCAUCACCGCUAGAUAUUAAAAGAGCUGUGGAGAAGAUUAAUUGCACCAAGAUUCAACCAUCUAUUCCCUUGUUGCGGCUGGUUUUCCCAAGAACUGAUAUUACUGCAAUUGAUGUUAUCAAUAGUUUCUUGGUGUCCUCCAAGGUUGAAGAUUGAAAGAUUUUGCAAUCGUAGUCUGCUAACAAUGAUGGCAAAACCCAGCCACAAGCAGCAUACUCAUAGACGGGAAAUCUGGAUACAAAUAAGCAGCGAAAUUGGACUUUUAUAAGAGAAGGAAUUGGCAUAAUCGGGGUGGCCCAGUGCUGUGUAUUAUAAACAUCAACCUUCUGUUGUUGUAGAUAUAAGAUAUUCUGAUCCCCUCAUCUCAUAUUUAAGGUUGUAAAUGUAUUCUAGAUUCAGGCAUGUUGUAUCACUGGUGAGUAGUCGGUCAUUUGUGUAAUAUAAAGACCACUAGAAAAAAAGCAUAGAUACAUUAUGGUGCAUUUUUGGAAGUUUAAAUCGCUUCAUAACUGUUUGUCAA